This is a messenger RNA of Conger conger (European conger), 4974 nucleotides long. RefSeq names its product calcium responsive transcription factor (gene carf). Gene Ontology annotation, cellular component: nucleus. Gene Ontology annotation, biological process: regulation of transcription by RNA polymerase II. Lineage: Eukaryota; Metazoa; Chordata; Actinopteri; Anguilliformes; Congridae. Bases 949 to 3003 code for a protein of 684 amino acids. Gene Ontology annotation, molecular function: DNA-binding transcription factor activity, RNA polymerase II-specific; RNA polymerase II cis-regulatory region sequence-specific DNA binding. The record is from RefSeq and is a predicted model, not a curated record. The transcript has 15 exons.
UUUGUUGAUGACAUUGCUGAGAUCUUCCACCUCGGACGCAGCCGGGAUGGAGAAUGGGACAUCGUCUAUUGCAUAUCUGUAAACACAAUUCAACGCACUCCAUCUGAAAACAAUCGCUGACCAUCUUACUGGCUAAACGUUACGAUGUUGACCAACGGCAAAGAAUGGACCAGUGAUGUAUAGUUGUCCAGCUGAAUGUUGAUGUCACACAAGCAUAUAACUCAGCCAAAUAAUCUUAAUUCAACUCACCGUGUAGCUAUUAGCUACGUUACGCAUUUCUCGAAACAUGGUUAACGUUCCAUUAAUUAAUCUUAUCAUGAGGUUAAUGGUUCAGACAACUAGUUGUGAAUAGCCAGCUAACUUUAAAUGGGCAGAAAUACUUACUUUUUGUUUUCCGUGAAGAAUCUCGCUUGUAGCUGUGACAUUCUCGAAUCGUGGUUUAAAAUAGAAGCUCAGCCCGAUUUUGGUGCAUGUGCGUAAUUAGUUACGCUUUACAGUUAGCUAGCUAAGCUAGUCAACUAGCUCGUGAGAAACAGAACACAGUGCUUCUGCGUUCGCUUGCUAUGGAAUGUUAGCUUGCUAACGUAAACCAUGUGGGUCAGCGUGCGUGAAGUGAACAGGUUUUCGGGUCAAUCGCCGAUAAAUUGAGCAGAUUGAAUUAUCGACUAAUAAUGCCUGUUCAAAGGCAUUCUAAUUUGUUUUAGAGUGCAUCUUCUCUCGUUGAAUCUGUUUUAAGCAGCGAAUGCAUUGCUUUUCAUUUCAAUUGAUUGAAUGUUGUGCGCUUUGUGGCUAAUUUCGAGCCAAAACGAAAUAAUUUGAUAUUUCAUAUUUCUGUCUGAGUAACGGUGGUCUCAGAGUGUCAAAAAGCUCUCGUCACCAGGUUUCGCGUUGUGCCUCCAUGGUGGAAGAGAGCAAGUGGAGUUCGGGUGAAGACGAGGUGUGCAGGCCAUGGAAGCACAGGUGAGGGAUGUGGAGAGUGUGGAGGAGAAGGACCAAGACGCCCUGAAAUCAGAAACCAGCGCAUCGGCCCUGCACAUCGGCCCUGCAGUCACACAGGCCUGUGUCCUCGAGGGUGGAGCACAGCAGGUGCCAGGUGGGAGUGUUCCACCCGAGGUAAAGCGGGAGUCUCAGGAGCCGUCGGCCAUUGCAGAAAAUUCCCAGAACCCCCCGCGGCCCGACAGCCAGAACCAGGCCGAGGAGUUCAUCAUCUUCGACCAGAACGGGCAGCCUCUGCAGUAUGAGCGCAUGGUGAUCGUGACGGGGCAGGCGGAGGGAGGCCAGCUCUACGUCGUGCCCUCCGGCCACUUCGGGGGUACGCAGGUGCUGCUGCCACAGGGCCAGCUCAUGGACAUCGCGGAGACGGCAGGGUCCUGUGUGGAGAAGUGCACUGAGCAUGCUCAGACCAUCACUCUGACGGCCAUCACAGACCCCACCAGCGGACCCACUGCGCUGACCUCACCGCCUGUCACUCAAUCCAAGGCCCUGCUCCAAAGUUCUCCUGAUGGCUUUGCUGUGCCCCUGAAGCCCCUCCCCCCGAACACACCCAGCUGGGCUCACCUGCUGCACAACUGUGAGAAGAUUGGCGACUCGUACCGCGGCUUCUGCACCAAUGAGGCGGAGCUGGAGGCGGUGCUUAUGCUGCACAAGCAGCACACGCACAGCGUGUUCGGCACACGCCAGUCUCCCUCUCCCGCCAAAGCCGCCACGCGCCUCAUGUGGAAGUCGCAGUACGUGCCCUACGACGGGAUCCCAUUCGUCAAUGCAGGCAGCAGGGCGAUCGUGAUGGAGUGCCAGUUUGGUCCGCGGCGGAAGGGCUCCCAGCCCAAAAAGAGCCCAGAGCAGGAGAGUUCCAGCGCCCUGUACAAGGCCACCUGCCCCGCCAGGAUCUACAUUAAGAAGGUGCGGAAGUUUCCGGAGUACAGAGUGCCCACAGACCCGGCCGUGGAUAAGAAGCUGGUGCGGCAGGAGCAGGAGAAGGCCUUCUUCAACCUGAAGAAGAGCCUGUGGGACGCAGGGGGGGUGCUGAGGUACUAUGUGCAGCUGCCCACACAGAAGGCCCAUCUGUACCACAGCGUGGACCCUCCUGUGCUCCCCUCCCUACCCGCCCAGCUGCUCCUGCCCAAGGAGGAGGAGGAGGAUGAGGAGGAAGAGGAGGAGGCGGGAGAGGGUGGGGCGGGGGACGAUGGGAGCUUCGUGCCGUCCCGUCUGCACCCCUGUGUGGCGGAGAAGAUCGUGGAGCUGGUGGCCCAGGGACACCGGCAGGUGUACUCCGUCCGUAAACAGCUCAGGAAGUUCGUCGAGCGCGAGCUCUUCAAAUCGGACAAGGUGCCCGAGAGGCACAACCUGUGCUACUUCCCGACCGUCAACGACAUCAAGAACCACAUCCACGAGGCGCAGAAGAAGCUUCCGCCGGGCCCCGGGGUCGACUCCACGGACACGCAGUGGGCUGUAGGCAGCGAGAGCUCCUUCUCUGAGACUGUGACCUUGACGUUGGCACCUGCAACUAUAGAAGUGCCCCCCAACAGGGGCGAGGUUCUGGAGGACACGCUAUCCCAUGAGGCCAUGCAGCUCUUCAGCUCCCUCACCGCCCUGCAGCCCAAGAUCUUUGCGCAGCUACACGGCGUCCAGUUCCAGCCUGCGCUGUGCAGCGUAGAGAGGCCGACGCCCCCUCAAGACCUGGCCCCGCCCCAGGAUACCUCUGGCCCCGCCCCCUCUCAGCCCCUGCUGCUCAGCCCCGCCCAGUUCCUGCAAGCCGCCGCCCCCCUGGGAGAAGGCAUGUCCCUGUCCGGCCACGCCCCUCUGCUGGUCAGCGUGUCCACGCUCGGGGGCGGGGCCGGAGAGGGAGGAGUCCACCAGAUCCUGCUGGAUGAUGGACAGGCCAUCCCGGUGCAGAUCGUGGAACCCGUCGCUGCAGGGUCAGGGGUCAGCAUUCCUGAGGACCAAUCAGAGGAGGUGAAGGCAAAGGACAGCAGGAUGGAGCCCCUGCAGUCUCCCCAGAACUGAGACAGGAAGUGGGGUCCUGCGGCCCCGCCCUCACCUCGAGGCCCCGCCCCUGGGAGGAGCCACAGAACAGCGCCUGUGUGAGAGGACUGAGGACUGACAGGAAAGGACUUCAGCUGGGUCAGGUGUGUGUGUCGGAUGGAACACUGGGAAACGCAGUCUGUGCGGCACACUUCUCCCGUUUCUGCGCUGAGUUUUUAACCCAGUGACGGUGCGCUGCAGUGACAUUUUAGCCAUCGAGUCUGAACGGCGAAUUACGUUACAGAAGGGGUGUGAAACUCCUCACCUCCACGAUCAGGGACUGGAGCCUAAGACCCACCGUGUGAUCCAGACGGGGAUCGCUCUCUUGCGGGAGCGUUUAAUGGGAUGCGUGACCUCUGCUCCCCUCUCUGCACCAGUGGAGGAGUGGUUCAGGUGGUUUUGCGUAAUGAAAAGGAGGGAACCGGUUUAGCCGCCGUGCGAUGUCCGCGGGACAGCGGUUCCGCUCUCAAACGCACAGCCGCCAAACGGACCUCCAGUUCCUUACUUCUUGAAAAUGCUGCAUUUUUCAUUGUGUCUCUCGAAUCACUCCUGUCAGAUUUCACACAUCAAGAAUACGGGAAAACCCAGAACAGCUCGUUACUUAAGUCCAUGUUCCAGAUUUGAGUAAAACCCAGAACAGCUUUUUACUUCAGUCCGUGUUCCAGAUUUGAGUAAAACCCAGAACAGCUCUUUUUACAUAAAUCCAUGUUCCAGAUUUGAGUAAAACCCAGAACAGCUCUUUUUACUUCAGUCCGUGUUCCAGAUUUGAGUAAAACCCAGAACAGCUCUUUUUACUUCAGUCCAUGUUCCAGAUUUGAGUAAAACCCAGAACAGCUCUUUUUACUUCAGUCCGUGUUCCAAAUUUGAGUAAAACCCAGAACAGCUCUUUUUACUUCAAUCCGUGUUCCAGAUUUGAGUAAAACCCAGAACAGCUCUUUUUACAUAAGUCCAUGUUCCAGAUUUGGGAAGAGUUCCAGGUUUUACUCAGCGCAGUUAUCCAGGUAACUCCCGUAAUCCUGCUUGGUGACACAGGGCCCUGAUACAUUAGCAUACGGUUAGCGCAAAUAAUAUGCAAAUUCUGCUGAAUAAAAACAUGGCGUAAACUUCAUAAAAGUAUAAAACAUACAAAAGCACAGGCGGCCCUCUCCCAGGCUCAAGUUAGACUUUCCUCUGAAACGUUCUUGGAAGAGCAGAAUUUCUCAGGGUCAGUUUCACUGUUUUGUGUAUUUACGGAUGUUCGCUGCAUUAACAGUGUCAGCCAAUGGCUUAGCAAGUUUUAUAGCACUUAAUGAACUGAACAAAAUGAACUUCAAGGCUUUAACACUGGAAGAAACCAUGUAUAUAUUGUAUGCUGUGUAUAAAAAUGAUGGAGAUUGUGACUGAAUGAUUAAUGUUAUAAUGCAUCCUAAAUCUACUCAUCUUAAAACCAAGAUCAUCGGUUUUUAAUAAUUCUGCAAUUCUAUGGCUGGGUGUUGCACACUACAGGACAUAAUUAAAAUGUACACUACCCCAUUAAUCACAACGCUACCACUCAACCUUUUCUCAAUUCUGUUCACUGCAAGCUGGCAGCCAUGUUGAGGCAUCUUUAUGGCAAAAAUGCCAGCUCCUCAAACACUUUACAUUUCAGUCCUGGCCUGAUAAACCCUACACAUGUAGACAUGUAGCAGAUUUAAACUGACCAAGGAAGAUUGCACGCAUUCAGUUUGGAUAAUUAUCUAGUGUGUGGGGCAGUCUUCCUUAGUUUUAAUGAGGUCAGUUUGAGUCAUGCACAAAGUCAAUAAUGAGUCUCAUAUUACACAUUACUCAUUUCAGCUGCGUGCUACUUGCGUUAUAAAUGCUGUCAUAGCAACCAUAUUUAAAAGCAAACUGCCAAGUACAGAAUGUAUCUGUUGAGAAUGAAAUGAUUCAGAUGAAAUUCAGGUGUAAAAUAAAGGCCUUUAAUGCAGCAAGAGA